Messenger RNA from Sodiomyces alkalinus F11, 1527 nucleotides. RefSeq names its product metal dependent amidohydrolase. The coding region runs from base 1 to 1527 and encodes 508 amino acids. The transcript has a single exon. The record is from RefSeq and is a predicted model, not a curated record. Gene Ontology annotation, molecular function: hydrolase activity, acting on carbon-nitrogen (but not peptide) bonds. NCBI's taxonomy places the organism in Eukaryota, Fungi, Ascomycota, Sordariomycetes, Glomerellales, Plectosphaerellaceae.
AUGUCGCAUGUUCGGCUAACCUUGAUUCUGUCCCUCAUCGUAGCCUCCUUCCUGAGCGCUGCAAAUGCCAGAUGCAGCGUGGCGGCACCCGCUGGUCACAGUCACACUCGCUCCGCCGACUUGUUGCUGAAAGGUACGGUCCUGACCCCCCAAGGGUCUCUGGAGAAUGGCUGCGUCCUCGUGCGAUCAGGUAAAGUUGCCUACGUUGGCACCGGCUGCGGGUCGGACGACGCCAGUGUCACCGUCCUCGACUGCACCGGUUCCGUCAUCUCCCCGGGCUUCAUCAACACCCACGAGCACAUCGAAUAUUCCACCGUCGCGCCCUUCGAGGACACCGGGGAACGAGUCGACCACCGCCACGACUGGAGGCGCGGCACGAGGGACAACACCGAGCGGCCCGUGCAAGUGAACGGCACCAAACUCGACGCCACCGCCUGGGGCGAGCUGCGCCACCUCUUCUCCGGCACCACCUCCAUCGUGGGCGGCAACUUGGUCCCCGGCCUGACACGAAACCUCGACUUCGUCGCCGGCCUCGAAGACGGCAUCGACCCCCCCGUCGCCGCUUGGGACAUCUUCCCCCUCGACGACGCCGAGGGCAUCCUGCGCAGUCGAGACUGCGACUACGGCCCCAACGCCACCACGAGCGAGGAGGCGGGGAAGCUGUACCGCUACAUGGCCCACGUGGGAGAGGGCGUCGACGACGAAGCCGCCAACGAGUUCCGCUGCCUCUCGGACCCGACGUACGAUACCACCCCUUCUUCUUCCCUCCGUGGGAGCGGCGGCGGCGGCGGCGGCGGCGGUGGUGGUCUCAGCGUCGACAUCGUCGCGUCGAACCUCGCCCUCGUCCACGCCCUGGGCCUCACCCGCGCGGACUUCGACCUCGUCGCCCGCCGGGGCGCCAAGGUCGUCUGGUCCCCCCGCAGCAACGUGUUCCUCUACGGCAAGACCCUCGACGUCACCUACCUCCUCGACGCGGGCAUCACCGUCGCCCUCGGCACCGACUGGCUUCCCUCCGGGUCGGCUUCCAUGACGAGGGAGGCUGUGUGCGGGUACCUCGUUACGCAGGAGAGCUUUGGUCGGACCGUCGCCCCCAGGACGCUGUGGGAGAUGAUGACGGUCAACGCGGCCAAGGUUGCUGGCUUCGAGGACCACGUGGGAUCCCUCGAGGCCGGGAAGUUGGCGGAUAUUGUCGUCUUCGGAGGACGCGGCGCCGGCGCCGACGGAUACGAACACGAACACGAACACGAACACGACGAUGCCUAUGCCCGGGUGGUUUUCUCGGCAGCUGAAGACCUUGAGCUCGUCAUGCGAGGCGGCAAGAUCCUCUUGGCAGCCGAAGGCUUGGAGGCCAUGGCAGGAGGAGGUGCGUGUGAGCCGGUCUCCUUCGGAACAGUCGCGAAGACGGUUUGCGUUGAGGAUGAACUUGGAAGGAGCUUCGCCGAAUUCGAACGGUCGCUGGGUGGAGUGUAUCCUGCCAUCCUCCCGGCCGUGCCAGAUAGGGAGCCGACCUGCAAAGCUACCCGAUAA